Messenger RNA from Schistosoma mattheei, 2001 nucleotides. The record is from the annotation of a GenBank genome assembly. NCBI's taxonomy places the organism in Eukaryota, Metazoa, Platyhelminthes, Trematoda, Strigeidida, Schistosomatidae.
AUGCAAAUGCCACUUACCGCCCACCCCCCUCAAAAAAGAAGUUUCAUCCCAUCCCUGUUAGAUAGAAGACGAGUAGGUAGAAUGGUUCAUGCCAUUAAAAGUGGUUGGCUUGUUCCAAAGUUACCAUCUUGGGCAUUAAGCGAUCCAAAUAAUCUAGAUGAACUCCGGAGGUACGGUGCAUAUAUGGCUUCUGGAAAUCCAGAUGUACUGGAUGCAGAUUACGAUGAGGAACCGUUGAGUUUUAGUUCAUUUGAUGUAUCAACAUAUGUAUUUCCUGAUGUCUGGAAUAAUCAAGAUAAUGAAAACGACCUUGUGAAUACUACGACAUCCUCAUGGCAAUCGAAAUUGCCAAUGCUUGCUUCUGAUUACCGGCCACCACGGCCACGUCCUUACCAAAAAGCUCCUGAAGAGCCUUUACCUGGACAUAUAGCCUCUUAUAACCCUCCUCCAGAAUUUUUACUUUCUAAGGACGAAGAAAAGAAAGUUAUGAAGGCUUGGCGGGAACGCGUACGUGAUGGACAUGUUUCACGUGUUCCACCACAAAUGCCUCGCAAAUUUUCAUGUUUAAGGCAUGUCCCAUUUUCCGAACGUUAUUUGCAUGAACGUGAAGAGCGUGUCAAAGAUUUGAUCAUGGCUACGCGUUUCGAAAAACAACGUGUUGCAACUACUCCAGAAGCUAUGUUGCCACCCAUCCCAAGUCUUUCACAAUUGAGACCUUAUCCGAGUCAUAUUGGAUUACAAUACAUUGGCCAUUCAGGACGUGUAACUUCGUUAUCAGUUUCGCCAUGUGGGCAGUGGCUUGCUAGUGUUUCCCCAUCUGAUGGUUAUUUACGCAUAUGGGAAACUUCUACAAACUAUUGUUUCCGCGUUUAUCGUCUUUCCAAUCCAUGUGUAAAAGAAAAAGUCAAAUUAAAACAAAAUAACAAGAUAGGAGAGUUAAAUUAUGAAGAUUCACAAUUGAAUAACAAUAAUGAUAUUGACGAAGAGGAAACAAACCGUCAGCCGAGUGACGAUGAAGAAAACUGGUCUCCAUCUUCUCCUUCCGCUAGUGUAUCAUGGAAUCCUAAUCCAGAAUUACAUCUUUUAGCUGCAGCUAUUGGCACUCAGCUAUUCAUCAUUAAUCCAGCUUUAGGAGAUCGUGUUCGUGUGUCACACACUGAAACAAGUCUUUUAAAGUGGUGGUCAGAUAUGAAUGACAAUGUAGCCAAUAUAUCUGUCCAGAUACCAGAUAACAAGGCUGAAGAUAUUGAUGAUACCGCUGAAACUAUUCCAAGCAAACAAUUACGAUUAGAUAAUGAAAUGAAUAUCGAUGAUGAACAAUCAGAGAUUGAAAUGAAAACAAUGGCUAAAUGGACUAUUAAAAUACCACCACAGACUAUGAAUAAAGUGGCAAAAUCCAAAACAUAUGAACGUCAUCGGAUUAUCAUCACUGUUACUGAUCCUAUAAUUAGUUUAGAUUGGCAUCCGAAAGGUGAUUAUCUACUUACUUUAUCUCGUCCAAUUCUUUCUUCACAUGUUCGUUCACGAUCAGCUAAGCGAUUAUUACUUCAUCGUUUAUCGAAAAUGUCUAGUCAAGCUCCAUUCUCUGACACUGGUAAACCAGUAGAAUGGAAACAAGCUGGAUUUCAUCCAACUGGUAAACCCCAUUUAUUUGUUGCUAGUCCGCGUGCAGUACGUAUAUAUGAUUUAGUGGAACAAAAAGAAUUACGUUGUUUACGAUUGGAAAGUUCAUCGAAUUUCAUCAGUUGCAUGGCACUUCAUCCAUCAGGAGAUCAUUUAGUUGUUGGUAGUUAUGAUAGUCGUUUUAAUUGGUUCGAUAUCGAAUUGGGUAAUGUCCCGUUCAAAAAGUUACAGCUUAAUCAUGGCGCUGUUAGACAGUUAGCAGUCCAUUACCGUCGUCCAUUAGUUUCUGUAGCAUUGAGUGAUGGUACGAUUCUCAUAAUUCAUGGAAAAGUAAUCGAUGAUCUAUUAUCAAACCAGUUGUUAUACCAGUUCAAUUAA